AUGGCUCAUGUACAUUUUGAGGCGAGCUUAGCUCCAUUUACAGAGAAACCUCUAUUUGAAUAUAGCAUCCCACUUAUCGAUAGACAAGUUCCUGGAAUUAAUAUCGAAGCAAGAAAUGAUUUAAUAGCAAUCAUGAAAGAUUACAUUCAAAAACGUAUUACAUACGAAUCAGCGCGUGACAGAUUUAUUAAGAUCACUGGAAGUUCCACAGCAAUUGAUAAAAUACGAGAUGUAAUUAAAAUUCCGGAUCAGCCAAUUAAAAAUCAAGAGCUUCCAGAUGACCCUGAUGGCAAGAAUCGUCGAAAGAUGCAAAAAUGGUCAACGUAUGAAGAUAAUCGUCUUUUAGCUGCAAUAUACCGCUUCGGAAUUGAUAACUGGGCGCUCAUUUCCAAGUUUGUUGGAAAUAAUCGCAGCCGCGCUCAAUGCGCUCAACGUUGGACUCGCUGCCUUAAUCCAAGAAUUUGCAAGGAAACUUGGGAACAAAAUGAAGAUCAACUUCUUCUGAACUUAGUUGCCAGGUUUGGAGAUCAUUCUUGGACAAAAAUUGCAGAGUACAUGGGUAACCGCUCAGAUGUUCAAUGCCGUUAUAGAUAUUCACAGAUAAGCAAAGAUAAUCCUGCAAAUCAAGAAAUUCAUCGCGUUGCAUUCCCAUCAAUGAUGCAGAAUCGCGCAAUGGAUUCAGCUGCAAUUCCUCUUCAGCAGCCGAAAAUUACUCCAAUGCAAUUUCAACACAGAUAUUCUAUGCCUGUUAUACAAGUUAUACAUACUUAUGUUUAUCAACAACCGCAGAUGCAGGCACAGGGUAUGGUUCCAAUGGGAGAAACGCCAGAAAUGAAUUCAUCCCCAAUUAAUCAGCAAAAUAAUACAAAUUCUAAUGAAUUGGAUAAUUUCUUGAUAAAUUUCCAGCACGACCAACAUUAA
This is a messenger RNA of Trichomonas vaginalis G3, 921 nucleotides long. RefSeq names its product RNA polymerase II transcription regulator recruiting protein. The record is from RefSeq and is a predicted model, not a curated record. Lineage: Eukaryota; Parabasalia; Trichomonadida; Trichomonadidae. The transcript has a single exon. The coding region runs from base 1 to 921 and encodes 306 amino acids.